Molecule: messenger RNA, 996 nt
Organism: Miscanthus lutarioriparius
Lineage: Eukaryota; Viridiplantae; Streptophyta; Magnoliopsida; Poales; Poaceae
Source: the annotation of a GenBank genome assembly
AUGGACGCGUUCCUGCAGAGGCUCAAGCGGCUGGACGCGUACCCCAAGGUGAACGAGGACUUCUACAAGCGGACGCUCUCCGGCGGCAUCGUCACGCUCGUCGCCGCCGUCGUCAUGCUGCUCCUCUUCAUCUCCGAGACCAGGUCAUAUUUUUAUUCAGCAACAGAGACUAAGUUAGUUGUGGACACAUCAAGAGGAGAAAGGCUACGAGUAAAAUUUGAUAUUACUUUUCCAAGCAUUCCUUGCACCCUCCUCAGCGUUGAUACAACAGAUAUUAGUGGAGAGCAGCAGCAUGACAUUAGGCAUGACAUCGAGAAGAGAAGAUUAGAUUCACAUGGUAAUGUUAUUGAAGCAAGAAAAGAAGGCAUUGGCGGAGCAAAGAUCGAGAGACCAUUGCAAAAACAUGGAGGAAGGCUCGACAAAGGUGAACAAUAUUGUGGCACAUGUUAUGGUGCUGAGGAGGUAUAUCAGCUAUUUUACCUGGAUCUACAUCAUGAAGGCAAAGGAUUUUAUGAAUCAAACAUAGAUGUGCCUGAGCUGUCAGUACUUGAAGGUGGUUUCAAUAUUACCCACAAAAUAAACAAACUGUCCUUUGGGACAGAAUUCCCUGGUGUUAUUAAUCCACUUGAUGGUGCUCAGUGGACACAGCCAGCUUCAGAUGGGACAUACCAGUAUUUCAUAAAAGUUGUCCCUACAAUAUACACUGAUAUAAGAGGACACAAUAUUCAUUCGAACCAGUUCUCGGUAACGGAACAUUUUAGAGAUGGAAAUGUUCGUCCAUACUCCAAGAAACCCCAACCUGGAGUAUUUUUCUUCUAUGAUUUCUCACCUAUAAAGGUGAUAUUCACAGAAGAAAAUAGAUCCCUACUCCACUACUUGACAAACCUUUGUGCUAUAGUGGGAGGUGUUUUCACCGUCUCUGGUAUCAUUGACUCGUUCAUAUACCACGGACAGAAGGCGCUCAAGAAGAAAAUGGAGUUAGGCAAAUACAGAUGA